Molecule: messenger RNA, 1100 nt
Organism: Oncorhynchus masou masou (cherry salmon)
Lineage: Eukaryota; Metazoa; Chordata; Actinopteri; Salmoniformes; Salmonidae
Gene: dand5
Product: DAN domain family, member 5
Exons: 2
Coding region: 162-986 (274 amino acids)
Biological process (GO): determination of heart left/right asymmetry
Source: RefSeq, a predicted model, not a curated record
AGUGUCUCGUAGCCCAGACUGACAGCAAGGUUUCCAUUUGGAACCUUGAACCACUAAAAUAUAGACAACCAAUUGAUUAUUGAUUUAUUUGCUGCGGAAUAAUUAGCGUUUUCUGAAUCUGGAACAAAAUAUCAAAGAUUUUCUCUUUUUGUUGGGGAAAAAUGACUUUCUUCAUCAACUUUGUGUUUUUGUCCACAUUUUCUGCCGUGGCUUUGUCUCUUCCAUUCCCUCACAACUCCAUCAAGAACGUUCCUAAGAAUGGCGCGAGCCGGGACUUUGAAUCAUCCGGUAACGGUCCAGUCGACGAACAGGAGCCUUUUCGGGGAACGGUCAAAGUAGUCAAACUCAACCCCAAUAACCUGGGUCUGUCGGGUCUUUUUAGACGAGGCGGGAUUUUCCCCCGAGGUGCGCCCGGUCCGAGGAUGCCUUUCCCAGCCUUCUUGUCCACGGGUCGCCCUGGCCCUCCUGCGCUCCCUGACAAAGCAGCUGCGGUGCCUCUGCAUCCACUGUCACAUCUGCACCACGGCAGUCAGGGCAAUGGCGGGAUGGGUUUGAAGAAGAGGCAAGGAUUUGAGAUGUGGCAAAGGGCCAUGGAUAAGAGCGACCACAGUAAGGCCAUGUCCAUGUCGCUGCCCCUCAGUCUCAAAGACUCUGCCAACAGACAGAGCUGCGCCGCGGUGCCUUUUACUCAGCGGAUAACGUCGGAUGGCUGCGAAGCGGUGACAGUCCACAACAAACUGUGCUUCGGUCAAUGCAGUUCGCUGUUCAUUCCCUCUGGUUGGGAGUCUGCCAGGCUGACGGGUGCAGGGGGACACCGCCGCGCGCCUUGUUCCCGCUGCGCUCCAUCCAAGGCUCACACGGUGACGGUGCCUCUGCGCUGUGGGGUGGAGGUGCGGGAGAAGCGCGUGAUGGUGGUGGAAGAAUGCAAAUGUGAGACUGGUCGUGAGGAGGGGAAUAUUGAGGCUGUGGCCUCCAUGCACUUGUAACUGAAGAUACUGUAGUUUAAGGGCGACAUUUUCCAGGUGCAAAUGCUCUGUGCGAAUUAGAAAACGCACACUGCGAGAUUAUAAUGAAGUUUAUAGUAUUUUUGCACAUUGCAA